Messenger RNA from Metarhizium album ARSEF 1941, 837 nucleotides. RefSeq names its product Histidine acid phosphatase family protein. Lineage: Eukaryota; Fungi; Ascomycota; Sordariomycetes; Hypocreales; Clavicipitaceae. Gene Ontology annotation, molecular function: phosphatase activity. Gene Ontology annotation, biological process: dephosphorylation. The record is from RefSeq and is a predicted model, not a curated record. Bases 1 to 837 code for a protein of 278 amino acids. The transcript has 5 exons.
AUGUCCUACCUUAGACUCAUUUCGCCAGCCGACAAGCACGGAGAAGGGAGGAAAGCGACACUCAUGACGCUAUCAACUUCCUCGUCAUCCCUCUUCGACAUGAGAGCUAUCGACACAGGCUGGCACGCUCCCGCAAACACACAGCUCAACAAUCUUACCUCAGCGCUCGGUUCCAACGAGGUCUAUGGGUUCAUUUUUAACUCAUCGAAUACCCCCGACCGUGAAUAUGGAGAAUACAACUGGUGCAAUAUGCCCCAUGUUCGACCAGCCGAAUACCUUGUAGCUGACGGAGCAUUUGAAUUACAAUAUGUUGAAUUGAUUCACAGGCACCACAAGCGGACGCCGUACGCCUCGAACGCUUUUCCUGUGGAGCCGUAUCAGUGGAAUUGCGAUGAUGUACGCUUGUUUCUCUACGGUGAGCCUUUCAAAGGAAAGAAGUCCUCCCCAGUGUUUCGGCAAGGACACAUUUCUCCGACAAACCCAUUUCUGCCACCUGGCUGGGUUGGAAGCUGCAACUUUCCUCAAAUUACGUCGGGCGGUCUAAGCGACUCGUGGCAGCAUGGUGCUGAUCUGUACGCCGUGUACCAUGAUCUUUUGGGAUUUCUGCCGUCAAGGAAUUCCGAUUACAGAUCGUCUGUGCGAUAUCGUGUCACCAAUAAUGCUAUAACGAGCCAGGUUGCUGGCAUGAUAGUUAGCGGCAUGUGGGCGACAAACGAUCCGUAUCCACUGAUUAUUGAAGAAUCGACAGCCUGGAGCCACAAUACGCUUGUAACUCGGCUGACACACUCUUCAAUGCUAUCAAAUCCAACCGAAAUCCUGAUUGGCAAAAGCAUCUAG